Molecule: messenger RNA, 648 nt
Organism: Symbiodinium sp. CCMP2592
Lineage: Eukaryota; Dinophyceae; Suessiales; Symbiodiniaceae
Source: the annotation of a GenBank genome assembly
AUGUCUGAAACAGCCGAGUUCCUCCGCACGAAGGCAGAGCGCAGCGAGGCCUCAGUUCUGGAGCUGAGUGUGCACGAUGCACUCGAUCUCUGCUGCCGCAUCGACCCGAUGGGUGUGAUGCUCUUCGGCAGUCUGGGACUCGCUGUCACCGGGUUCCUGGUUUUCGCUGCAAUUAGCUCGGCCACCCAGAACUUGCUGCUGAUCUCGACCCUCGUCCUCGGCCUGGCAUAUGGCACCAUGGUCGGCUUGACGGGCUCACACAUGUACAUUUUCGUCGCGGACCUCUUCCCGACUUCCUUGCGGGCCUUAGGAUUCGGUCUCAGCUUCAACCUGGCCUUUGCAAUCCUUGGAGGCACUGCAUCACUGGUGGACGCUGCAUUGGCGGACGCACACUUCACCUUCGGGGUUGGGCUCUACUGGUCCAUUCUGGGUCUCGGCAGCGUUCUGGCUUUGUCAAUAGGCAGAUGUUUGCGCUCGCAUGGGCGAUUGCCAAGCCAACUUCUCGUGAACAAGGACAGCGAUUCGCCGGGAAGAAAGCUUGAUUCCUCGGAAGACGAGGGAUCCCUGACAUCGAUCGGGUCUUCAAAACAUGAAGGGCCGUUCUCCUGGGAGACUUCUGUCAACGACUCAGAGACAUCGGAGGUGUGA